This is a messenger RNA of Salvia miltiorrhiza (redroot sage), 264 nucleotides long. RefSeq lists its product as uncharacterized. Bases 1 to 264 code for a protein of 87 amino acids. The transcript is spliced from 2 exons. The record is from RefSeq and is a predicted model, not a curated record. NCBI's taxonomy places the organism in Eukaryota, Viridiplantae, Streptophyta, Magnoliopsida, Lamiales, Lamiaceae.
AUGUGUGCAAGUUAUUGGUGGGGAGAUACGAACAAGAAAUACCGGCUGCAUUGGGCUCGAUGGGAGAAGCUUUGCCGGCCUAAAGAUAAAGACGGUAUGGGCUUCAGGAAUCUGAAGGCCUUGAAUAAAGCUUUAUUGGCGAAAGUUCCUGCCAAUUCCUCUUUUGUUUGGAGAUCAAUUGCGUGGAGUAGAGAUAUCAUCGAUGCGGGACACAUCUGGAAAGUAGGGGAUGGAAUGAACAUUCGCAUGAAAGAGGAUGUUUAG